AGUACGGAGCAGAGUCUGUAGUAUCUGGCUGUCUGUCUAUGAAGAGUGACUGGUCCAAAUCUCUACCUCCAGACUUGAGUAAUACACCUGGACACUCAGACACGAUAUUUCAGAGCAGACACAGAGCAGAGUCUGUAGUGUCCAACUGUCUGUCUAUGAAGAGUGACUGGUCCAAAGAUGAACCUCUGAACUUCAGUAAUGAACCUGGACCCUCAGACACAAAAUUUCAGAACAGACACAGAGCAGAGUCUGUAGUGUCCGUCUGUCUGUCUAUGAAGAGUGGUUGGUCCAGAGAUGAACAUCUGAACUUCAGUAAUGAACUUGGACCCUCAGACACAAAGAAGAGGAAGAGGAGUGAUGAGGAGGAGCAGCUGUCCUGCUGUGCUUCCUGUCAGGACGUCCUGAAGGAUCUCGUCUCUACCAGCUGUGGACACUGGUUCUGCAGACGCUGCAUCAGCUCAUACUGGGACCAGUCUGCUUCACAAGGAGACUCCUCCUGUCCCCAGUGUGGACAAAGAUCCAGAACCAUGCCUGGAGGUCUGCAGGAGGUUUUAGAUGAGCAUAAGAUCAGUCUGAGGAGGAGAUAUGAACGUGUGACUGAAGGAAGUGAUGGAACAGGAAGUGGAACCCUCCUCAACAGGAUCUACACUGAGCUCUACAUCACAGAGGGACAGAGUGAAGAGGUUAAUGCCCAACAUGAGGUGAGGCAGCUGGAGACAGCUUCCAAGAAGAAGACCGUCCACGACGCUCCAAUCAAGUGCCAGGACAUCUUUAAAGCCUUACCUGACCAACAGGGACACAUCAGAGUGGUUCUGACCAACGGCGUCGCUGGCGUUGGAAAAACCUUCUCGGUGCAGAAGUUCAGUCUGGACUGGGCAGAGGGUUUGGAGAACCAAGAUGUCAGUGUGGUGAUUCUGCUUUCCUUCAGGGAGCUGAACUUGAUCAGAGGUGAGCAGUACAGUCUUCUGGAGCUGCUCCAUGUUUUCCAUCCAACAUUACAGAAGGUCACAGCAGAGAAGCUCGCCGUCUGUAAGCUUCUGUUCAUCUUUGACGGCCUGGAUGAAAGCAGACUUUCUCUGGAUUUCAACAACAAGGAGGUUGUGUCUGAUGUCACACAGAAGUCAUCGGUCAACGUGCUGCUGACAAACCUCAUCGAGGGGAAUCUGCUUCCCUUGGCUCUCGUCUGGAUAACAUCCCGACCCGCGGCGGCCAAUCAGAUCCCUCCUGCGUGUGUCGACAGGGUGACAGAAGUACGAGGCUUCACUGACGCCCAGAAGGAGGAGUACUUCAGGAGGAGGGUCAGUGAUGAAGAGCGCUCCAGCACAAUCAUCUCACACAUCCAGACAUCCAGGAGCCUCCACAUCAUGUGUCUGAUCCCAGUCUUCUGCUGGAUCACUGCUACAGUUCUGGACCACAUGUUGACUACAGAGCAGAGAGGAGAGCUGCCCAAGACCCUGACUGACCUGUACUCACACUUCCUGCUGGUUCAGACAAAGAAGAAGAAGCAGAAGUACGAUGAGGGACAUGAGAUGAGUCCACAGGAGCUGAUGGAGGCUGACAGAGAAGUUCUUCUGAAGCUGGGGAGGCUGGCGUUUGAACAGCUGCAGAAAGGAAACAUCAUGUUCUACCAAGAAGACCUGGAGCGCUGUGGUCUGGAUGUCACAGAGGCCUCGGUGUACUCAGGAGUUUGUACAGAGAUCUUCAAAAGAGAGAGUGUGAUCUUCCAGAAAACAGUCUACUGCUUCGUUCAUCUGAGCGUUCAGGAGUUUCUGGCUGCAGUCUACAUGUUCCACUGUUACACCACCAGGAACACAGAGGUACUGGAGGCUUUUCUGGGGAAAGACUGGGACAUGAAAAACAGUGACCCAUCCCUGGAUGUCUUCCUGAGGAGAGCCAUGGAGAAAUCCCUCGAAAGUAAAAAUGGCCACCUGGACUUGUUUGUUCGCUUCCUUCAUGGCCUCUCUCUGGAGUCCAACCAGAGACUGACAGGAGGCCUGCUGGGUCACACAGACAACAGUCCAGAAGUCAUCCAGAGAGCCAUCAACAACCUGAAGGAGAUGAACACUAAGAAGAUCUCUCCUGAUAGAAGCAUCAACAUCUUCCACUGUCUGAUGGAGAUGAACGACCUCUCAGUCCAUCAGGAGAUCCAAGAGUUCCUGAAGUCAGAGAACGGAUCAGGGAAGUACAUCUCUGUGAUCCACUGCUCAGCUCUGGCCUACAUGCUGCAGAUGUCAGAGGAGGUUCUGGAUGAGUUGGACCUGAAUAAUUACAACACAACAAGGGAGGGAAAACAGAGACUGGUUCCAGCUGUGAGGAACUGCAGGAAAGCUCAACUUUCUUGCUGUGAACUCUCUGAGACUCACUGUGAAGUCGUGGCCUCAGCUCUGAAGUCCAACCCCUCCCAUCUGAGAGAGCUGUACAUGAGUCACAACAACGACCUGAAGGAUUCAGGAGUGAAGCGUCUGUGUGCUGGACUGGAGAGUCCAAACUGCAGACUGGAGACUCUGAGAUUGGUGAGCUGCAGUUUGUCAGAGAUCAGCUGUGCUUCUCUGGCUUUAGCUCUGAAGUCCAACCCCUCCCAUCUGAGAGAGCUGUGGCUGGGCUGGAACGAGCUGCAGGAUUCAGGAGUGAAGCUGCUGUGUGAUUUUCUGCAGAGUCCAAACUGCAGACUGGAGACUCUGGGAUUGUGGAGCUGCAGUUUGUCAGAGAUCAGCUGUGCUUCUCUGACUUUAGCUCUGAAGUCCAACCCCUCCCAUCUGAGACAGCUGGAGCUGACCAACAACAAGCUGCAGGAUUCAGGAGUGAAGCUGCUGUGUGAUUUUCUGCAGAGUCCAAACUGCAGACUGGAGACUCUGGGAUUGGAGGGAUGCAGUUUGUCAGAGAUCAGCUGUACUUCUCUGGCUUUAGCUCUGAAGUCCAACCCCUCCCAUCUGAGAGAGCUGGUGCUGUUUGGAAACAACCUGCAGGAGUCAGACGUGAAGCUGCUGUGUGAUCUGAAGGAGAGUCCACACUGCAGACUGGAGACUCUGGGGUGGUCCUGAUCUCCAGUAAAGUCCAGUCCAGCAUGGUCCCUGUGUUCCUCUGAUGUGACAGAGUAUCAUCAGAGGAUGUGGACUGCUCUGCUGCUGCUCUGUCCUUCUCUCUGCAGACACACUGAGACUCCUCCACCUCCGUCUGUUGUUUCAUUCAUUCAUAUAAUCUGAACUCAGAGUUCCUCUGCACAUUAGUUCUCUUCAUGACAACAUGACUGUACAUCAACACAUUUAGAUGCAUAGUUCUGCUUUGUGUUCUGUUACAGCUCCACCCUGUGGAAUAAAGGGGAAUUGUAGUUAAUUUCCACAGAUUUGUAAAGAACAUUAGAAGUUGAUCUUACCUUAUUACUACAAUAUCAGCAGUUUCUCAUAUAAUAACAUGAAUAUUUGAUUGUUGUAGAAGUUAAAACCUUGAAGGCCUCACUAAAAUUUCUCAAAUAAUAACUAACAGAUUAUGUUUAAAGUACUUAUCCUGUUACCAGACAAGAAACAACUCUCAAGUCUUGAAAGAGUUUUUAAAGUCUUUAAAAUCUAACAUAUCUCCUGAUAAAAUGGGUGUAAAUAUAUACUAUGCACAUUUUUUCUCUCUUUAAAUUCUAUUUUUUAUGAAAAUGUGACCCAUUAAAGUUGUUUUCCAUU
Molecule: messenger RNA, 3671 nt
Organism: Centropristis striata (black sea bass)
Lineage: Eukaryota; Metazoa; Chordata; Actinopteri; Perciformes; Serranidae
Product: NACHT, LRR and PYD domains-containing protein 12-like
Exons: 10
Coding region: 39-3041 (1000 amino acids)
Molecular function (GO): protein binding
Source: RefSeq, a predicted model, not a curated record